AUGCUGCAGCAUUUAGUUGUUUAUCAGCAAAACUGUGAGAUUACUGCCUAUCCCACAAUAUUAGCCCGUCAAGUUUACAAAACUCGUUUGGAUGUACGUUAUGGAGGAGAAAGUGAUAAUCAAUUAUUAGAUAUAUACUUUAAGGAACAGGAAGAAGGUACCCCCAUAUUUGUCUUUAUUCAUGGCGGAUAUUGGCAACAAUUGGAUAAAUCUACUUCUGGCCCUUUGGUAUACCCUCUUAUUGAACACAAUUAUCGCAUCAUCUUAGUGGACUACAACCUGUGCCCCGAUAUAACUUUGCAACAAAUUACCCAACAAAUGUGUAAUUUCUACAAAUGGUUAACAAUUUAUGCUACAGAAACUAAAACUCCAAAAAUGUCCAUAAGUGGCCAUUCUGCUGGAGCCCAUUUAGCUGUACAAAUGUUUAAAGAUGACUUUUUAGAGCCAUUAAAACGUUUGCAACUAAUUGAUCAAAUAUACUUAAUAAGUGGCGUUUAUGAUUUACGAGAAUUGUGGAAAUUAAACAGUUGCAAUGCUAAUAAUAUUUUAAGUUUAAAUGCUGAAAAUGCAAUUGAGUUAUCACCUUUAUGUUGGCUGUAUAAUAAGGAUUUGAUAUGUGAAUAUCAGAAACAGGGUCUUAUGGUGCAUGUUUUGGUUGGAGAAAAUGAUAGUGAACGUUUUAAGAAGCAAGCGCAGGAAUAUUGUAGCAAGCUAAAGGAACUGAAGCUGGAGGCAGUUUAUAAGGAAUUUGAUAACUAUGAUCAUUAUGAUAUUAUAGAAGAAUGUGCUAAUUCUAAAUCGGCCAUUAGCCGUUAUAUAUGUAAACAUUUGUAG
Messenger RNA from Calliphora vicina (urban bluebottle blowfly), 834 nucleotides. RefSeq names its product kynurenine formamidase (gene KFase). Gene Ontology annotation, molecular function: lipase activity. NCBI's taxonomy places the organism in Eukaryota, Metazoa, Arthropoda, Insecta, Diptera, Calliphoridae. The record is from RefSeq and is a predicted model, not a curated record. The transcript has 3 exons. The coding region runs from base 1 to 834 and encodes 277 amino acids.